Messenger RNA from Prorocentrum cordatum, 832 nucleotides. The record is from the annotation of a GenBank genome assembly. Lineage: Eukaryota; Dinophyceae; Prorocentrales; Prorocentraceae.
GCGGGCGCGCCGCCUGAUGGGGGUCGGAGCGCGCGUCGCCAAGGCGCUCCGUCAACUUCGCGGCGCCAGCCCGCAGUGCAGACUGGCCGACGCGCAGCGCGACGAGGUCGCGAUCUUCCUUCUGGAGAAGAAGGGGGAGAUUCAUGACAUCAUGAUGCACGACUUCGCCUGGCAGGCGAGCAACGUCGUCGAGCGUGCUAGCGCCAUCUACGACCGGGUCAUCGUCGCGCAGCAGAAGGCGCGGGAGCGGCGGGCGCGCGACGCUUUCUUCCGCGGCGCUGGCAAGGCGCACCGAGGCACCUACGCGCGCGAGCUGCAGCAGAUGCGGCCCUGGGUCAAGGCGCGGCACUGCCGCGGCCUUGCGCAGCAGCCCAGGCCCGCCGACUUCGAAGACCGGGCCCUCCCUCCCAAGCUGACGGUCGCCGCGCUGAAUGGAGCGGCGCGCAGCUUCGCAACGACCGCGGCGAUGGUGCUUGUCAAGCUCGGGAUGCGCGCGCUGUCUUUCCCGUCCGACGCGGGGGUCUACGUCUGCGGGCAGCUAGUCAUGUGCAUCGAGCGCCUCGGGGCGUGGCCUGAGGGGGGGGGGCGCGCCAUGUGCCGCAUUCCGAAGGCGGCAGGGGGGGCCCGCCUGAUCGCGCUCACGCGCUCAAUGGUGAGGUGGUGGUCUAAGGCAUGCGCCGGCAUCUCCAAGCAGCGGGCCAUGGAGCACCCCGCCUCUAACAUCUGGGGGCACGAUGCGGGGCGGCCCCCCCCCGAUGCGCACUUCGAUUUCGACCUGGAGAUGGGAGUCGCGACCAGCCCAGAAGGGCAGGUGCUCACGGCCCUCAUGUAC